GAUAUUUUUGCCCCCCAAAAGAUGUCAGCGUCCUACUGUCCUUAUUCUCAUCGACAAAGCCGAUGUCACUGGAACAAAAAAAGAACUGUAAUAGCAAUUUAAAAAAUGGCAUGCCCGAAUAACAUAACAGCAGGUAACUUCCUUAUGGAUUCCUUGAUGGGAGGAUCAUCUUCUUACAGAGGUGAAGGCUAUUCUGGCAAUCCUGGAAUGUACAUUCAAACGGCUGCUGACUAUGGAUGUUCAGUGAUGAGAAAUAUUGGAAAAGUUGGACAGUCCCUUGUCAAAAUAGAUGACGUUCCUCUGGGAAGUGUCUCUCUCAGUGCAUACCAAGAUGCGCCUUACCUGUCAUCUCAAGUGGGUACUUUGGGUGCGGGGUUCAAAACUGGCAUGAACGAGCAACCUGUUGCCCGGUGUUUACAUCCUUGCUCGUUUCCAGCGGGCAACGUCAAAGAGGAGGCGUUUUGUUGUCUUUAUAGUGACAGUGGCAGGGCUGAAGAGGUAACCGAGUCGGCCACUUACAUCCGGCUUGGAGACAACAGCCAGUCUGACCAAACCGUUGUCUCGUCACCCGAGUGCUUCCAAACAACUCAAAUGUACAGCCGAGAGAGGCUACAGUUCGCUCCAGACUUUGCUUUGGUCCAACCAACAGCAUCGCCAACUAAAUCAACGGAAAGUGUCGGUAAACCGAGCCAGGGCGCAAAACUCCUGGCCUCGAAGGGCGAAGAUCAAAAACAGAGAAAUGUCAGCAAGGAGAAGCAGGCCAAGACUGACAGUUGUUCUGAUAACUCCGACGAGGAUUUUAAAGAAGACUGCUCAUUGGAAAACGCAGUGGGAAACUGGCUUAAAGCCAAAAGUGGACGAAAGAAGAGAUGUCCAUACACAAAGCAUCAAACGCUGGAGCUGGAGAAGGAGUUCUUGUUCAACAUGUAUUUGUCUCGCGAGCGCCGUCUGGAGAUCAGCAAGAGUAUCAAUCUGACUGAUAGGCAGGUCAAGAUCUGGUUUCAGAACCGAAGAAUGAAACUGAAGAAACUGAAUAGGGAAAGUCGUGGUCGGGAGCUCACACCAGUCUUUAACUUCUCCUGAACCCCCCAAAUAUUUCUAAACCAUUACACAUAGACACACAUAUUCACAUACAAACGGUAUCUUGUAAAGACAAACGCAACGAAACUCCACAAACAAUAGGCUACUUAAAACACAUACAUACACACACACACAGCGUGCCUUCAUAUACUGAACAAGUUUGAAACAAUACCAAAAAGUGAGGUUUUUGGUCAAGUAUGUAUAGAUUAGAUCCUUGUGAACAUUGUUGCAUACUGGCUAAUGAUAACUGUUAUGCCCUGGCCUUAGUGUCCAUGAGUAAGGGUGAAGGCCUAAAUUUGACACUUCACAACUUCAAGUUGUUUUAUUCAACCAUUGUCAUGAAGGAAGCUGUUGACCUCUGAGAAAUGUUCUGCACAAUAAUAGUUUAAUUGUCUAGUCUUUUUUGGUAAAAGCUAUUUCCGUGCGAUGUAAUUUGCAUGCACAUCAGUAUACAUCAUUUUAUAACUCUAGGAGAAAACGUCACCAAAAGAAUAAAAAUAUGGGAUUUGGAAAGAUAUAAACUACAGUUUGUCCUUCAGUAGGUUGUAUCCUCUCUGGCACUGCUGUUGAGAAUGAAGGAGAGGGAG
Messenger RNA from Osmerus eperlanus (European smelt), 1667 nucleotides. RefSeq names its product homeobox C10a (gene hoxc10a). Gene Ontology annotation, molecular function: DNA-binding transcription factor activity, RNA polymerase II-specific; RNA polymerase II cis-regulatory region sequence-specific DNA binding. The record is from RefSeq and is a predicted model, not a curated record. Bases 106 to 1083 code for a protein of 325 amino acids. Gene Ontology annotation, cellular component: nucleus. Gene Ontology annotation, biological process: regulation of transcription by RNA polymerase II. Lineage: Eukaryota; Metazoa; Chordata; Actinopteri; Osmeriformes; Osmeridae. The transcript is spliced from 2 exons.